UGCUGAGCACCUGUCCAAUCACCUGUGUGUGUAUCCUGCAGCAGCUCUGAGAUCGUGGAGCUGUGUUGUGUGAGGAGGAGCUGCACGGUUUAUCAGCAGUUUGUGUCGUCUUUGUGAUGCUCAUGGACGUGUGAGUUAAAGCCCACCCCUCACACAAACUAAACAAAGGAGUCAAGACCACCGAAGGUAGACCAAAAUAUCCCACCGGAGCACAUCUCCUCAAAAACAUGACAGAGGAAGGCAUCAUGCUGGAUGAGGUGAUUCUGAACGCACAGCCGUCCACAGACACCGAGGAGACCGUCCCAUGUUUCCAGACUCUGGGCCCCACCGUCACCUUCCAUAAUCUCCGCUACAGCAUCAAGGAACGAUUAGGAAUGUUUAGUAGGCAGUGGGUUGAAAAGGACAUCCUCAAAGAUGUCAGUGGCAUCAUGAACCCAGGAAUGAAUGCGAUUAUGGGCCCUACUGGAAGUGGGAAGACAUCGCUUCUGGAUGUCAUUGCAGGGCGGAAAGAUCCUAGGGGCUUAAAGUCAGGCCAGGUUCUAGUUGACAACACCAUUGUGACCUCUGACCUCAGACUCUCCUCUGCUUAUGUAGUUCAGAAUGACAUUCUGAUGGGAACUCUGACUGUAAGAGAGAACUUGGCCUUCUCUGCCAAUCUUCGAUUGUCACGCAAAGAGUAUUCCUCAGCUGACAAACAGAUGAGGGUCGACUCCGUCAUCCAGGAGCUUGGCCUGAAAGAUUGUGCAGAUACUAAGAUUGGGACGAUGUUUUUGCGUGGUGUUUCUGGUGGAGAGAAGAAGAGGUGCAGCAUAGGGAUGGAGCUCAUCACGUCCCCCUCGCUCCUGUUCCUGGAUGAGCCCACCACAGGCCUGGACGCCAACACUGCCAACUCCAUCAUGGAACUGCUGCAGAAGCUCUCCAAAAAGGGUAAGACUGUCAUCUUCUCCAUUCACCAGCCACGCUACUCCAUCUUCAGACAGUUUGACCACCUCACACUCCUACAUAAAGGAGAAAUCACCUACGCAGGGGCCGCCAACAAAGCCAUUACCUACUUUGAGGACUUGGGUUACAAGUGCGAGCCAUUCAACAACCCGGCAGACUUCUUCCUGGACGUCACAAAUGGAACCAUCCUUCCUCAAAUACACAACAAUAAAUCAGAGAAAUGUAGCAACAGCGACGAGGUUGUGGAGAAUGAUAACCCUCUGGCGGUAAUUUACAGAAGGUCCCCUAAUUUCUUCAGUGUAAAAGACAGACUCACUCAUAUUUCAGAUGCGCUUGACCCUGAGGUUACUAAAGGUGACCGGGUUGGGUAUGCCACACCUUUCUAUUACCAGCUCAUGUUGGUGAGUGGCCGCACCGUCAGAAACAUCUUGAGGAAUCCUCAGACGUCUUACGCCCAAUUGUUCCUCAACAUUUUCUUUGGUAUUUUAGUGGGUCUUAUCUACUACCAGAUCCCACACACUUUACCAGAGGCUCUUCAGAACAGAACGGGAGCUUUCUUUUUCCUAGUCAUUAACAUGGUGUUUGGCAAUCUGUCUGCGGUGGAGCUCUUCAUCAGCGAGAGAGUGCUCUUCGUCCAUGAGAACUCGAGUGGUUUCUACCGCACCUCUGUCUACUUCCUGUCCAAAGUGUUUGCUGACCUCCUACCAAACCGCAUCCUCCCCGUCUUCAUCUUUUCUGCCAUCCCAUACUUCAUGAUGGGCCUGAAGCCUGACGUGGAGACGUUCUUCCUGUACUGUGUGACCCUGAGUAUGAUCAGUCUGUCAGCGGUGAGCUUGGCCUUCCUGGUCAGUGCCAGCGUGGGCUCCUUCGCCAUGGCCAACAUCCUCAUCGCAUUGCCUUACGUCGUAAUGAUGGUGUUCGGGGGUUUCCUAGUGAACCUGAAUUCGAUGCUGAGCUGGAUGUCCUGGCUGAAGUGGGCUAGUAUAUUCAGAUAUGGCUACAAUGCACUUGCCAUCAUCGAGCUAAAAGAUCAAGUCUUUACCAGUAACUACACCAGCAUGACAGGUGACAUGUAUCUGGAUCAUCAAGAGAUCGACUACAGCACUUGGGGCUUCUGGCAGAACCAGGUAGCACUGACAGGCAUUAUGUGCGUGUGUCUGAUUCUCUCUUAUGUGCAGUUGCGUCGGAUCAAUCGCUGGAAGUGAAGGGAUGACACUGGUUGUGUCACUCAUUUGUUGUUUUAAUUUUGAACCCUGUGCAUCAUGAAGUAUCCCAAGUACAGAGAAAUGUGUCAGUCACAAAAUCCACAACAAAAAAAACAAAAAAGCCAAAUUGUGUUUAGUGUUGUUUAUUGCCAAAGAACAAGUACAGUACACUUGACUGAUGUGAUUGCAGGAGCAACAACUCUUGAAGAAUGAUGUAGAGUUAACAGGAAUCACGAUGAAAUGGCACUAGCAACAGAUCUUUUCUCACACAUUGUGACAUACUGGGCAAAAAAGGGUUUUAUAAGUCGAUUGUGAUGGUGGAAUGCAUCCUCUACAAAGCUGAGACCGGCCUUUUUAUUUGCCAAGCAUGACAAAUUCAGGCAACCAACUGAAAUCUUCAUAGGUGGAUGUUUCACCCUCUUACAAAACCCCUGGGC
Carassius carassius (crucian carp) is the source of this 2584-nucleotide messenger RNA. It is a transcript of the gene abcg2c, whose product is annotated as ATP-binding cassette, sub-family G (WHITE), member 2c. The coding region runs from base 228 to 2147 and encodes 639 amino acids. The transcript is spliced from 16 exons. The record is from RefSeq and is a predicted model, not a curated record. Gene Ontology annotation, cellular component: plasma membrane. Gene Ontology annotation, molecular function: ATP binding; ATP hydrolysis activity; ABC-type transporter activity. NCBI's taxonomy places the organism in Eukaryota, Metazoa, Chordata, Actinopteri, Cypriniformes, Cyprinidae.